AUGGGCAGACUCAUCAAGAACCACUGGGCACGCCUGAUUAUGCUGACGGCAGCUACCUACCAAAUCGCCGCUGCUGUCGAAGGCUUCCUCUGGCCCAAAAUCUUUUGGGACUUUGCCACCAAGAACCUCGACGGCGCCGUCAAGCCUAUCCCCGUCCUCCAACUCCUCAACCUCUUCUUCGGCAUCGGCAUGCUCGCCCUCGAAUGGCCCCUCGGCGUCGUUGCCGGCAGCAGCCUGCACCGCUCCCUCGAGUUCCGCCUCAUCUUCCUACCUCUCACCAUUCUCGCCUCGGUUCUCAUGUACCAGUCCACCAACCCGGCCAUUUACUACCUCAUUGGCAUGGGCGCCUAUUUCUGGGCUUAUAGUGAAGGCGAGAUUAUUUGCGCCAAACCUUGGACGCUGCCCCAGCGCAUGCCGCGCAACGGCCUCUCACGAGCAUGA
Cordyceps militaris CM01 is the source of this 441-nucleotide messenger RNA. RefSeq lists its product as uncharacterized. The transcript is spliced from 3 exons. The record is from RefSeq and is a predicted model, not a curated record. Bases 1 to 441 code for a protein of 146 amino acids. NCBI's taxonomy places the organism in Eukaryota, Fungi, Ascomycota, Sordariomycetes, Hypocreales, Cordycipitaceae.